AUGAGCUACACGUCGGACGUGGACGUGGAGCUCGGGAGCCCCGCGGAGAUCGCCGUGCUCUCGGCCCUGAACGCGCGCCUCGACGCCAUCGACGUCGCCGGCUGCGACGCCAUCUUCGACCUGCUCGAUAAACACAACCGCAACGUCCUGAGCCUCGAGGAGCUGCGCGAGGGCGUGCGGAGCGACGCCGUCGAGGACUACAUCCGCGAGACGGGCAACGUCGUCAUGAAGGGGCUGCUCAAGGACUGGGAGCGGUCCGAGGCGCGCGUCGGCAGGGCGCUCGCGGCGCUCGACCCGGAGCUCACGGGCAAGGUCACGCGAGAGCACUGGCGAAAAUUCGUCGUCUCCGUCGCGCGCGAGCGCGUGCGCCACCUGCGCGCGCUGGGCCUGCUCGGCGGGCGCUGCUACUGGGGCCGGGGCCUCGAGGACGCCGCGAGGCCGACGACGGCGUGCUGGUGGUUCUGCUGCGGGUGCCUGCCGCGGGGCUACUGCGCGGAUUUCUGGUUCUACUGCCGCAACGCGCACCCGGCGCUCUUCUUCCUGCGGGACGACGCCCACCCCUUCUCGCGGCUCGAGGCCCUCGCGGCGGAGCUCGUGGUCCAGUGCUUCUGCGCGUGCGCGUCCAUCUUCGCGUCGCGCCACGAGCGGCCCUGGACGUCGCUCGGCGCCUACGCGCACAACGGCCUGGUGACCUGCGUCUGCAUCUCCUUCCCCGUGCUCGUGCUCCAGGAGCUGCUCUUCGUGCUCCUGGCGUGCCCCUGCGUGCGCUACGAGCGGCGCGGCCGGAAGCGGGAACUGUGCUUCGCGUGCUGGCAGCGGAGUUUGGAGUGCGUGGGCCAUUUGGUCGUGCUGCCGCUGGUGGUGGCCGCCGUGGGCCUCGUGGCCUACGCGGCCUACCUCCUCCACGCGCACCCGGAGGCCCAGGUCCACUUCCUGCUCUGGUGGGCCGCGGGGCUCGCGGGCUCCUACGCGCUCUGGUUCCCCGUGAAGCUCUCGGUGCAGUUCAACCUGUGCUUCGGCUCGAAGCGCACGGCGGCGUUGGCGAAAUUCUUCGCCCUCGGCCGCUGGGCCCACGAGCGGCGCACGGCCGCGCUCAACGCGCUCCGCUUCGGCGACGACGACGACGACGCGCUCGAGGACCUCGCGGAACCCUGGCGGAUUUUUGAGUCGUAA
Aureococcus anophagefferens is the source of this 1173-nucleotide messenger RNA. RefSeq lists its product as hypothetical. The transcript is spliced from 2 exons. Bases 1 to 1173 code for a protein of 390 amino acids. Gene Ontology annotation, molecular function: calcium ion binding. The record is from RefSeq and is a predicted model, not a curated record. NCBI's taxonomy places the organism in Eukaryota, Pelagophyceae, Pelagomonadales, Pelagomonadaceae.